AUGGUGAACACUGAAGCCGCAGUAGUGAUCGAUAACUCCGUCCCUUCAACGGUUCCUGCUUCUGUGGCUGCGGCUGCAGUGGCAGUCGCUGUUGAGCUUGAAGCAAACAAAACUACCGAGUUGAUGCUCACUAACCUUAAGCAGCAAUCCAUUCUUGAUUUUGAUAAGGGUGAUCCGACCAUGUACGAGGCCUACUGGAAAUCAAUUGGUGAUGACUUCAAAAUCACCAUUUCAGCUUCUAAAGCCCUCAGCUACUUCGCCAACCCCAAGAGCUUCUGUUGGUUUAUGCUGCCUAAACUCGAGCGAGAAAUCAGGAAUCUCCACAAUUAUGUAGGAAACGCCGUAGUCGAAGGUCGCCACAUCGUGGUGGGGAACGGCUCCAGCCAGCUCAUCCAAGCUGCCCUUUACGCUCUUGCUGAACCCCUCGACCCCUCAAGCCCCAUCAGCGUCGUGUCCGCUGCUCCCUUCUACUCCUGCUAUCCGCAGAUAGCAGACUAUAUGAGAUCGGGACUGUUCAAGUGGGGUGGCGAUGCUCAUGCUUACGUCGACCAUGAUGAUCAACCUUACAUCGAGAUGGUCACUUCCCCCAACAAUCCCGAUGGCGAACUAAGGGGGCCUGUUGUGAAUAAAACCAAUGGCAUGCUUGUUCAUGACCUUGCAUACUAUUGGCCUCAGUACACGGCCAUCACAAAGCCUGCAGAUCACGACAUCAUGCUUUUUACCGCGUCCAAAUGCACCGGACAUGCGGGGUCGAGGAUCGGAUGGGCAAUAGUAAAGGACUCGCACGUGGCAAAACUGAUGGUGAAGUUCUUGGAGAUCAGCACCAUUGGGGUAUCCAAGGAAGCUCAGCUCCGAGCUAUCAGCAUCCUGGAGAUGAUCUCCACCAACAGCUGCCCGACUAAUUUCUUCAAGUCCCCGACUUCCCUCCUCGACACUUACGCCUGGAUGAAGGCCCGAAAGGGCAUAAACCUUGAGGAGGUGAUGAAAGAGGAGAAUAUUCGAGUGCGAGGAGGCAGGACUUUCGGUUUCCCUAGCAACUAUGCUAGGCUUAGUAUCCUGGGCAGGGAUAACGACUUUGAUCAAUUUCUGAAGAGGCUACCCUCUAUUUUUAAACGUCUAGCUCAUUCAAAGUGUUGUUCAUCGCCUGCAUAUGAGCUUUAGUCUUGC
This is a messenger RNA of Salvia hispanica, 1167 nucleotides long. Its product is annotated as tryptophan aminotransferase-related protein 2-like. The record is from RefSeq and is a predicted model, not a curated record. NCBI's taxonomy places the organism in Eukaryota, Viridiplantae, Streptophyta, Magnoliopsida, Lamiales, Lamiaceae. Gene Ontology annotation, biological process: amino acid metabolic process. Gene Ontology annotation, molecular function: transaminase activity; carbon-sulfur lyase activity.